This is a messenger RNA of Drosophila willistoni, 1353 nucleotides long. RefSeq names its product peritrophin-48. The record is from RefSeq and is a predicted model, not a curated record. Bases 101 to 1252 code for a protein of 383 amino acids. NCBI's taxonomy places the organism in Eukaryota, Metazoa, Arthropoda, Insecta, Diptera, Drosophilidae. Gene Ontology annotation, molecular function: chitin binding. Gene Ontology annotation, cellular component: extracellular region. The transcript has 3 exons.
CCUGUCAUUCAGUCAGUCUUUAGUCUUUGCUAAAUCGUCAAUAAGUUUAUCAAACUGAGCGAGUAGACAAAAAAAAAGGCACUUCAAAAAGAAAACGAAAAUGACGACAGGUAAUUCUCGCCUAUUUCUCCUCGUGAGCUUGACAAUACUUGGCUCUGCUCUAUCCGCUGAUGUUCUUGAGGGCAACUACAAUGUGACAGCCUUCUGCACAGUUGUGCCCGUUGGCACACUUCUGGGCAGCAUUGUGUCGUGUGAUUAUUACUAUGCUUGCACCAGCACUGGACCAGUCAACACAUCCUGCUCGGCUAACUACUCCUUCGAUUUGGCCAAUCAGAAGUGCAAUCCCACAGAUCAGGUCACCUGCUACUAUGGUGUGGAGAAUGUGUGCGCCAGCAUAACAACCAAGGGUUGGGUACCCAACACCGGCACCUGCAAUGGUUGGAUAUACUGUGAAAAUGGCGAAUACGCAGGCAACGGCACUUGUGGCGCCAACCAGAAAUUCGAUCAGACUUCUUCGUCGUGUAUAUAUGGCAAAUGUCCCACUGUACUUGCCACCACCGAUGGACCCACUUUGACAAGCAAUUGUGAGGUUGUUCCACCUGGUAUUUACUAUGGCGAUACCCUUAAUUGUACGAAAUGGAACUUCUGCACAACAAACCAGACUGCCGAAACAGGAAACUGCCCAUCUUCAGCAUUCAUUGUUGCAACAAAAUCUUGUGGCUACGAUACUAACGAUGUAUGCAGUCGCGUCACCGAAACUGAGCUCGGCACCGCCACAGGAGAGUGCGGCACAAAAGGUGCCGAAAAAGGUGAUAGUUCCGUAUGUGGAACUUAUCUGCAAUGCGAUGGAACAUAUUGGCAAUCGUAUUACUGUGACAGUGGUUACUACUUUGAUUAUAUUAACGAAACAUGUCUUCCUCGGCAAGAAGCUAUCGCUACACCUGGUUGCGAUCGUUGCCAGUAUGCGACCAAAACUUGGGUUAAUGCUGUAGACAAUACAACAUGCAGCAAUUAUUUGUAUUGCAAAAAUGGAGUGGGUGAACCGGUCUCCUGCUCUUCAGGCAACUAUUUCAAUGAGGAUAAACAGGCAUGCGUUUCAAACUCAACCUUGGUGGCCUAUGCUCAAACUCAUGGUGCUUGUCAUGGAGCGGGUUCAACCACCAUUUUAGACGAUUCCACAACCGAUUCCACAACCGAAGGAACAACCGAAUCAACCACCGUAACAACCGAAUCAACCACUCUUAAAAAGUGAAAAUACCACACAAGCAAUAUAAAAAAUACAUAUGUAUAUAUAUAUUUCCUUAUGUCAACCACUUAGUUUUCUAUUAAAUACUUUGAUUUAAUUGCAUUGUA